Messenger RNA from Colletotrichum chrysophilum, 744 nucleotides. RefSeq lists its product as uncharacterized. Lineage: Eukaryota; Fungi; Ascomycota; Sordariomycetes; Glomerellales; Glomerellaceae. The record is from RefSeq and is a predicted model, not a curated record. Bases 1 to 744 code for a protein of 247 amino acids. The transcript is spliced from 2 exons. Gene Ontology annotation, cellular component: membrane. Gene Ontology annotation, biological process: transmembrane transport; carbohydrate transport. Gene Ontology annotation, molecular function: carbohydrate:proton symporter activity.
AUGGCCGCCCUUCUUCCGUUCAUCCCAGAGAGCCCGCUGUGGUACGUGCUCAAAGGCCGUCGUACGGAGGCCGAGCAAAGCUUUCGCAGAAUCAAUCAAAGCAAGCCCAGCUACGACCCAUCAGAGGACAUGGCGACUGCUGAGAAUGCGAAGAGCAUAGAAGAGCACCAUGCUGAGUUCUCUUCCUGGGGAUCUCUGAUAACGGACCCUAUCGAAAGACGCAAGCUGACAUACUCCGCUGGAGCUAUGUUCGGCCAACAAAUCUGUGGCAUUCUGUUCUUCUACGUUUACGGCGUCGUCUUCGUCCAGGCUACUGGAUUGGGCGACCCUUUUCUCGUUCAACUCAUCACCAACAUAGUCCAAAUCUUUGCCGUGGGCGCCUCGGUAAUUACGGCCAACAGAGUGCGCCGCCGUGUCAACCUCAUGAUCACCAACUUUAUGAUGCUGGUGGCUUUCAUCAUAAUCGGUGGGGUCUCGAUCAAGCCACUGAAAUCUUCAACGCAAUACGUUAUUGUAGUGUUUUCCUUCGUUGUCGUGGUUGGCUUCAACUUCGGUCUUGGCCCCCUUGCGUAUACCGUCGCUCGAGAAAUGGCAGUCGGCCCCAACCAGAGCAAGAUCAUGUCUGCGAGUAUCGUCAUCUUCUACCUGACGACCUGGGCAGUAUCGUUCACCGCGCCGUAUCUGUACUAUGAUGCCGGGCUAGGCCCGAUGAUCAAGUUUGGAGAUUUCAAUGUUCUUCGCUGA